CCUUACGCUUUUGCGAAGGUCUUCACCGAGGUUCGAACGGUGUGCGCCCUCGACCAAGUCAAAACCGUUCCCGCCUCUUUGAUCGCGCGAUGAAAAUUUCACUUUGGCUCACUUUGGUCUCUCGAGUCUCUAGAAAUUGCGACCCUCUGAACCGUGCUGCUCGAACCUCCUCUCUAGCAUACCGGCCGCUCUUUUUUAUCAUCUUUCGUUGUUUGAAAACUCAUAUCAUUGACGAAAAAAAAGAUCUCUCCGCUCGUUCUUCGAACUGGGACCCGAUAUAUUAUCUCUGGAUUAUUAUCUCUGGAAGAUAUAUAUAUAUAUAUAUAUAUAAUCUCCUCUUCGUUUCUCGGCGAUCGAUCGGCUGGAUUACAGCUCCGUCAAUCCAUCGUCGCGCUGCGAGUUUUGGAAUCUGCGUUCGUCGACUUGCUUUCGUCUCUCGGUCAAGAGCUUUCCAAGAUUCACGGUUUCUCUCCUGGCCAACUUAUUCCCCCGGAUUUGCUCGAAACGACUAAUUAUACGAGAAAACUCGGGCUGGUUACCAACUACUAACAGGAUUCCAACUAGCGGAUUAUCGACUCUGUUCUCCAGACUAACUGACGACGCGAUUAAGAAGCGGUAUAAAGCGAGUUUUUUUUAAUCGCAAGUGGAUUUAGACGAGACACCGAUUCGAGACGAAGAUCUUCCUUUUUUUAUUCCAACUUUGAGAAACGUUCUUUAAUCGAUCUUCCUUCGAUCGAUCCGGAUUUAUUUGUUGUUUGCUCGACACGAUAUCUGAACGAUGGAGAUUGCCUCUUAAUCCUUAUAGCCCGCAAGUCUCUCUCAAAGGACUUUGCCAAGGGUUGCGAACUUUUUGCGCAUGACACCCGAGUACGAUCACCCUCGUGGAGCCCCACAAGCUCUCUCCCUUGUACACAGACACAUACGAGUCGAGGCGAGUGUUGGAGGCCGCGCUCUUCUUUAUUCAAAUUCCUCAUCGUGGCCGCGCGAGUCGAGCCUGCUCUUCUGGCUCCAGGCAACCUUUCGCGUCAUCCUGAUCGCGAAAAGUCCGAAGUCGAGUGCGGUUUAUAAUCGUUUCCUUUGUCUCCUGGAACUACGUGUGCAGCAACAAAUCGUUGGUUAUUAAGUUGAGAAGUGUUUAAGAGUACAGUUUUAACAGAUUGUAAAAGGUGGAAGAUUUCGGAGUGGUUGUCGUCUCGUCGAUCUCGAUUUCUCUCGAUGUCGAUAAUAUAAUUCUCAACGAUAAUUCGCCGAAUUUUCUCGUUUAUUUUCGUUGGCACGUGUUUCGCGCGCAUCGAUCGAUCCUCGAAAAAUCUUAUUCUUCUUACAAUCUUCUUCUUCUUCGUUCUAAACGGAACGAGAAAUUUUGCAAGGAGAAGGAUAAUCAAACGAGGGAAACACGUUGCUGCGAUUUUCGAAAAGUAUAGCAAGAAGGAAUCCUGAAUAUUCAUCUCGAUUUGCAAAGUUUCUCGAUUUCUCGUUGAAUCUAUCUCGAAAAAUCGAUCAACGCUUGCCGAGGAAAUUUUCGCGUUUUCCAUGGAAGGAAAGGAGCGUGGAUAGCGUGUUUCUGUGUUGGUUGGCUCGAAUGCUGAAACGCUUGGAGAAAAGCGGCGAGGAAGCCAAUCCGGUUGGUCGCUUUCGCCGCAUAUGGCGGCGGGCAAAGUUAUAAAUAAUGCCCAUCGCCCUCCUGCGUAUUCACCUUUACAUAAUGACCGGGAGAGGACGAAAUCUUGGUUCGGGUGAAAAGAAACGGGAGAAAAGCCGUGGUUACGAUCGUCUUGCACGGCCUAUAUCUCAAACGCGAUUUUCAGCCUCAGGAUGAGUUUCACGUAUUACUCUCGUUUGUUAAUCGUAAUCGACCGUUCAUUAUCUUUCUUACUUACUUGAGAAACUUGGCUUCGAACAAUGGGAUCUCGUCUCGAAAGGUUCUCCCUUUGUUGUUGUUGUGGACUUUGAUAAAGUAAAAGGAGGAUUCGGAUGAAUCAGUGGGGGAGGAGGGACAAAAGAGCGUGAAUAAACUAUUUUCCUUCGUGAUUCACGAAGGAAAAAACAAAUAAAAGUAUGACGAGGCCAUUUUCGUUGGAAAACGUGAUCGGCACGGAGAGAGCGGCAAAGUUCGUUUCCUCGGAUAAAGACGCCGCUAAAGAGAAAAGUUACAGUACCUGAACAAGGUUCGAAGCAUGAUACGUGGUGGUGGUGGUGGUGGUGGUGGUGAGCUUAAGAUUAACGAUAGCGGAGGUCGUGCGCGAAUCGUUCCAGUUUUCAUUCCCCCGAGAGCAGCUCUCGAAAAUGUCGACGAUCCUGUUGCAGUGCGUUGGAAAUUGCUUCCACAGAAGGAGAAUGCGCACAGGUAUGCACUGCCUAGGCGCGGUGACAGGAGGCAUUCCCAGCCCAAAUGGGGUUGGCGGUCGGGGUGGCAUUCUUAGCAUGUUCCGAGCCCUUGGAGUCCUAGUGUGCGAGGGGAGGAUUCAGGGCCCUCCACGUGGUUACAAAGAGGGCCCACAUUGUGCAGCUCCUACGCAGACGGUGCCUAACGACCAUGUGUGCGAGGAAGAUAAUUACCUGUGCGAUCGAUAUCUUGUGCUGGUCCGAGAGAUCGCGGACCGUGUUGCAAUCGGCUCGUUCCUGUGCAUCGAGGUAGUGUUGUGCAGCAACUGUCCAUGCGGUUUGGCGAAAUGUACGAACAAGAAUCCGAUCUGCACCGUGCCGUCCUUAUCAAUUUCACCAUGGCAACAAGCGUCGGAGAUGCUGCUGGAGUAUUGGUGUGUUUGCGUCGUUCCUAGCAAGAGUCCAGAGACCAUGAACUUCUACGGAUUAUAUCAGGCAGUUCGUUCACGACUUCACUUCAGCCAAGUAGCUGCUUGGUGGUCGAGGAGCAACGGUACCGAUCCCAGUUACAUCGUGACGAGAAUGGUGCCCUACAACGAAGACAAUCUGAGAAAGUUUCGUGAAACCCCCGUCGAGCACACGUUCCCUUUGGCCGGCAACAGUGAUGGAAAUUCCAUAAAAGUCACCGUGUGGGCACUGCCGAGGAUGGAGGAGGUGCCGGUUCUCACCUGCCCAUUGCACCCGAUCAAAGAGAAAGACGAGGAGGGUGUCGCGAGGGCUUUGACACCCACCAAGGCUAUCCCGGUUCCCAGCGCUCCGCAAAAUCCUGAAGGCCUUGUUUUGCCUGCUUUAGUGGACGACAGAUUGCAGACGCCUUGCAACAAACCUGGAAAACAUCAUUGUCCGUGCGAGGAGGAGGACAUUCCACCACCAUCACCAGUGAUUUCGAGACAAAACCGCGAGAGGAAACGUCGCCGAUCGCUUCCCUGUGGCCCUACGGAUACGAACAACUGCGUAACGAUACAACCGAUAGCUCUGCCCUCGGUGCAGGAAACUGUAACGCAAGAAAUAAAAGAUAUUCAAGGUUCGAGCUAUUCGAAAUGCCCGUCCGAGAUCGUGAACAAUCGUAGCGUCAAGUCUGUGCAGAAUCAGAACUGCAAGUUGGAGGAGAACGCCAUCAGGAAUCGUAAGAAUUUGAACGCCGAUAAUCUAGAGCGGUGCUUCAAGACGCAAUUGAACAUCGACGGGCGGGAAGGAAACAUGGAGAAGCGGUACAAGCGAACGAUUGAAGAUUCUGAUUUGAAAUCGAAUUGCAAGGAGAAGCAGUGCAAUUUGGAGAAGAAGCACAAGGAGACGGAGAAGUCUACGACAGAGAAGAAUGGAAUAUUGGAGAAUUUGAUACCGUUCAAUUCCUCGUUGCCAUGGUCUUUCGUCGAAUCUUGGAAUAACAGCAAUGCGAACGGGAAGUGUGCUUUUCAGAGCUUGCGCGCGAACAGGGAAAGCUAUUUCAACGAUUCUGAGAGAAUGAACAAACCGCCAGUCAGCAAGGAUUCGAGCCUCGUGAUCAAUCCGUUUAGGCAACCUAGUCCGUUCCACGAAUCAAAUCCCGGUCCUUCGACGAAUAACCGACUCAAGCAAGAUUCCUUCAACUCCUCUUGCACGGUGCAUCAAAGCUGCGUGAAAUCGUCGAACAAAUUAUCCAAUUCCGAAGCGAAUCCUGGACUGGAAGCUCUGGAGGAAGUCAACAAUAGGGGGAGGUCUGGGAAGGAUUUGAGCCAGUUGAUAUCGAAACUGUCGUUCCCCGAGGAUAAGGACAAAUCGAAGGAGGAGGGAGGUUUCUUGGAUUGGUUCAGUAAAGUUCCUGGACGAGUUCUCGGGGUCGCGCCGACCAGUGGCUUCGUGGAGAACAAGGUGAAAGCGACAAAUUUGAAGAGUCAAGAGCAACAGCACGGGAAUGAAGUGAGAUUUAAAAACUGCAACUUGGAGUUGAGCCAGCAGGAGUUCGACGAGGUUCUGGCUGUAUUGAGGGCUCGUACACCGUCGGAGCGGAAGAGGACGAGUAUCAGGACGAUUAAGAAACGGGAGAAGUUGGAGAAAUCCGUGGAGGAUGGAUCGGACAAAUCGAUAGGGAAAUAUGGAAAUUUGGAGAGCAUCGAGUGUUCGACCAACAACAUAGCGAACCGUACGAAGGCCUGCGAGGGUUGUAACCACAAGUUGUGUAGGAAAAACGACCAACAAGCUUUAGAGAAGACCAAUUUCGUUGAGAUUUAUGGCAAUAAGAAUAUUUAUAAUCCUCAGAAACGCGAGAAACUCGAGAGCGACGAGCCGAGCGAGGAUCUGCAGGCGAUCAAAUGCAAUAAUUCCGAGAAACGGACGAACGACACUAUCGACUGUUUGCAAAACGUAUCUAACAAAGCAGACAUAUUAUUGGGAGCAAUUUUACGAACCAGCAAAGACCGAGGGAAUCUAACGGAGAUUCCGAAUGGGACCAAAUCGAGGUCCGUGUUGGCAACGGCCAUCAACGAAACGGAAAGCAAUCGAAAUAACGUGGCUUGUGAGAAGACGCGUCAGGAGCAGAAAACCGUGCCGUUCGAGGAUGAGAAGUUCCUGCCUAUGGCGCUCAACAAGAGGUUCAAUCGGUUCCGACAACUCUUCAAAAAGGAGCAAGAGAAAAAAGUUCCUGCAACGACAGAGGACAAUUCGCAAGACGCGAAUAUACAAUACUUAGGCCAACGUUCGUUCUCGUACAACAACGUCCAGCCCAGCCUGCACGAUCCAAAAAAUUUGAGGGAUAGCAAAGCGAAGAGGAGAAUAGACUUCUCAAACUUCGGCGGAGAGAGAGAGGCGGAAAAGCGUGACGGAAGAGCUGAUCCUUCGGAGCUUAGUACAAAUGGCGCACAUCAAAAUUCACGAAUCUAUAGUACAAAUUACAAAGAGGGCAGCGGCGACUACGACGAAGUCGAGGUGUCCAAACGGCAAAAUAGACUGCAUAGUACAAACGAGGAUGACGGAGUGGCGGAGCUCGACGAUGAAGAGGACGAAGAAACUGUAUCGAAACUUUGCAAAGAUUCUGUUCCGAAUGUCGGGAAGAAAAUUCGAAACUACAAUCUCGGCAAAGACAUCGUCACGGAUGACGACGAAACGAUGGACAAGGCUGUACCAACUGCCAUCGAACAGGAGAGAUUUCGCCGUUCCUUGGAGAACGCAGCUUCGAUGGUGUUUCACAGUAGAACAGGCUUGCCCUUGACGUCCAGUCCAGCUCCGUUGAGAAGAGGCAGCUGUUGCUUCGAUUAUGAUAGCAGUCUGAAUUCUGUCUCCUCCAAGAGAAGCGCUCUGUUCGAAUUGAACACUCCGCCAAGUCCGGGCGCAGUGUCUUUGGAAGAGGCUGAUCGAGAGGCCGAGAAUGCAGGCGAAGGGGAGGAAACACCGAAGAGACGCUCGACUUCCCGCAGUAGACCGCAAAGUCACGCCCUUCUAGGCAGCUUCGAGGAAUCGGCUUUGAAUGGUAGACUCGAACCAGUGUCGACCGUUCACGGUUUCACGGCGGAAUUGGGCGCCAGUGGUUCCUUCUGUCCGAAACAUCGAAAGCUUCCAGUCACUGUGUUCUUCUAUACGCUUGGUGACAAUGAUAAAGUUUCUACGCCCUAUCUCGCACAUAUUAAUUUGGGCAAAAAGGGCUACCAAGUACCAAGAAGCGGUACUAUCCAAGUAACGCUUCUCAAUCCUUUGGGUACAGUCGUUAAAAUGUUCGUAGUACUAUACGAUCUUUCUGAUAUGCCACCACGAUCUCAUACUUUUUUACGUCAGAGAACAUUGCGGGACAAAACACUACGCUACCUCGUACAUCUUAGAUUUAUGUCCGGUAAGUCAGGCCGAAUUUACUUGCACACGGACAUUCGUAUGAUUAUUUGUCGCAAGUCCGAUGUGGACACAGCGUCGGAUUUCGGGUCAGAACCACCAAAGGAAUUGCGAAGCUACAUCCAUGGCCCUACCAAUCCGAAAUUUUCGCCAAGGUGCUGAGCCACAUGGCUCUUUCCAUGGGGUUGCUGUCAAUCACUCCGCUCGCCUAGUCCCCUUUGCGCAGAGGUUUAACAGAGAUCAAUUUUUUUUUUUUUUUUUUUUUUUUUUUUUAUUUUUUUUGUGAAAAUUCGGAGACAGGUCUUCCCUUUGGGAUUCGAUAUUAAAAGAAAAGUAUGAAAGUUGAGAGAAACGAGUAGCAUUUGCAAAAAAGAAUUCUGGAUCUUUGUAAAAGGAAGGAAAAAAACCUUUGUGGAAAUGGUCUUCUCGAGAGGAGGAAAGAAGAUUGUAAAAAGAAUGGUUAAAUCGAGAGAAAGAUUUUAUAGUGAGAUCAUGCUUCGCAAAAAAAAAAAAAAAAAAAAAAAAAAAAAAAGUAUCAUCAUAUUUUGAGAUGAUUUUCGAGAAAGGGAGAAGGCAAUUUAAGCAAUUCUUAAAGAAAGUUUCAAAAGAAAAGAUUGUUUUUUCGCGAAAAAAAUAUUUCAAAGAUGAAUAAGGAGCAAGGCAUACUAAGGGGACUAAUUGAAUAUUUGCCAUUUCAGUACGAAUUGUUUUGCUUAUUAAACUCAAAUUUAUUUUCUUUCUUUUCAUUUAUUGAUAAUGUUAUUUUUUUAACGCGAAAAACAAAGCGUGUGUUAAAUGUUAAUUUAUGAAGAUCGUCUUGGUUUUAAUUUCGUUAAUGGAUCGAAAUUUUUAGUUGAAUUAAAGUUGAUCGUUUUUCGUUGGAAUUAAUUUACGCGCUCCAAUUGCGUCUUUGAAUUUUUGGCGAAGAUUGCCGCUUUGAAUUUUUGUCUUUCAUAUUUAUUGCGAUAGAACAUGUUCGUUCUAAUCGCGUUUUUUUUUUUUUCCCAAUGGAAACGAAUAAAGUUUCUAAUUAUUCGAGUUCGUCAAUUCAAUUAUAAGUUGGACGAUCUCCUUGGAAGGCCAUCUCCUCAAUUUAUUGUUGUAAAUAUAAGUCAUAUGUAAAGUCGAAAUAAGAAUUUUUUUAAAAAGGGAUGAUACUGUCAUGUGUGUGUAGCACCAUAAAGAAAAAAAGAAAAAAAAGAAAAAGAAUGAAAGAAAAAAAUAAGUGAUACGAGCAUAGAAAA
Messenger RNA from Apis laboriosa (Himalayan honeybee), 7427 nucleotides. RefSeq names its product protein FAM214A (gene atos). NCBI's taxonomy places the organism in Eukaryota, Metazoa, Arthropoda, Insecta, Hymenoptera, Apidae. Bases 2287 to 6345 code for a protein of 1352 amino acids. The record is from RefSeq and is a predicted model, not a curated record. The transcript is spliced from 9 exons.